Danio aesculapii is the source of this 2861-nucleotide messenger RNA. RefSeq names its product splicing factor 1 (gene sf1). The record is from RefSeq and is a predicted model, not a curated record. The transcript is spliced from 12 exons. Gene Ontology annotation, cellular component: nucleus. Bases 152 to 2143 code for a protein of 663 amino acids. Lineage: Eukaryota; Metazoa; Chordata; Actinopteri; Cypriniformes; Danionidae. Gene Ontology annotation, biological process: regulation of mRNA splicing, via spliceosome. Gene Ontology annotation, molecular function: mRNA binding; zinc ion binding.
UCGAUGUCAGCGGACGCCAUCUUAUCCAGCGGGUGACAGAAGAAGGUUGCGUGGUCGGAGACACGCGUUCGUAUCAAUUGAUUUAUCAACAAAAGAAACCGAUACAUUCCGUGCAGAUAUCGAAGCACGAAGAAGCCCCUGACGCCCAGAAAUGGCAACGGGAGCUAACGCAACACCGCUUGGGAAGCUGCACCCGAGCAUCGGCGCUAAGCGAGGUUUUGACUCCGGCCCCGGUCCGGGCAUAAUGCCUCCGCCCGGGCCUUCGGUGCCUUUCCCGCUGCAGAACUUCCAACCGCCACAAUUACCAAACCCUGGUUUCCCGCAGUUUCCUGGAGCCGUGGCCUCUGCGCUCUCAAACCCUAUCGUAGUAGGACAGCAGUCUCAAGCGGGAGGUGGAGAUUUCGGACAGAAGAAACGAAAAAGGAGUCGCUGGAGCAGCGAGACCCCUGAUCAGAAGACUGUUAUCCCGGGCAUGCCCACUGUGAUCCCUCCUGGGCUGACUCGGGACCAAGAACGAGCUUAUAUAGUCCAACUGCAGAUUGAAGACCUGACACGUAAACUGCGUACAGGAGACCUGGGAAUCCCUGUUAACCCUGAGGACAGGUCUCCAUCUCCUGAGCCCAUCUACAACAGCGAGGGAAAGAGGCUUAACACGCGUGAAUAUCGCACGCGCAAAAAACUGGAAGAAGAGAGACAUUCUCUCAUUACAGAGAUGGUGGGACUGAACCCGGAAUUCAAACCUCCAGCUGACUACAAACCACCGGCAACACGGGUCAGUGAUAAGGUGAUGAUUCCUCAAGAUGAAUAUCCAGAGAUCAACUUUGUUGGGCUUUUAAUUGGACCACGUGGAAACACUCUGAAGAACAUUGAGAAGGAGUGCUGUGCUAAGAUCAUGAUUCGCGGUAAAGGCUCAGUGAAAGAAGGAAAGGUGGGUCGUAAAGAUGGACAGAUGCUUCCAGGAGAAGAUGAACCUCUUCAUGCUCUGGUUACUGCUAACACCAUGGAGAAUGUGAAGAAAGCUGUAGAGCAGAUUCGUAAUAUCCUCAAGCAGGGCAUUGAGACCCCUGAGGACCAAAAUGAUCUGAGAAAAAUGCAGUUGAGGGAGCUGGCACGGCUAAACGGCACUCUCAGAGAGGAUGAUAACAGGAUCUUACGGCCGUGGCAGAGCACAGAGCCUCGCAGCAUCACAAACACAACUCUCUGUACAAAGUGUGGUGGAGCAGGUCACAUCUCUUCAGACUGCAAGUUUACCAGUUCCUUUGCUCCACGGCCAGGUGAACCACCCCAGUCUGCCCAGGAUAAAGCUCGUAUGGAUAAAGAGUACUUGUCUCUUAUGGCAGAGUUAGGAGAGGCUCCAGUCCCUUCCUCUGGUGGAGGCCACAACAAUGCUCCACCUAGUGGACCUCGUCCCUCAGGACCCAACAACAACCAGCCACCACCAAAUCGUCCUCCUUGGAUGAACUCGGGCCCUACUGAUAACAGGAAUUUCCAUGGCAUGCACCAGGGUCCUGGUGGCCCUCAUAACUUCCCUCCACCAAUGCCAAACAUGGGUGGCCCUCCUAUGCCACCAAAUCCCAAUGGAAUGCCUCCGCCAUGGAUGCAGCCGCCCCCUCCUCCAAUGGGCCAGGGCCCAGCACCACCUGGACACCCCAUGGGCUUAUUGCCACCACCCAUGGGUAUGAUGCCCCCGCCACCACCACCUCCUAACAACCAACCACCUCCUCCGCCCUCAGGACCUCUUCCGCCGUGGCAACAGCAGGCUCCUCCCCCUCCACCCACCAGCAGCAUGGCAACCAGCGCCCCUAUGCCAUGGCAACAAAACACGACCACCACAUCCACCCCUGCCACUGGAAACCUGCCCCCCUGGCAACAACCUCAGCAGACGGCCGCUUCUGCCUCUCAACCUCCUCCACCCAUGGGCAACCCAUCCAUGGUGCCACCUCCACCUGGCGUCCAACCUCCACUUCCUCCUGGUGCCCCACCUCCUCCACCGCCCCCUCCGCCUGGCUCAGCUGGCAUGAUGUACGCACCGCCGCCUCCACCUCCACCCAUGGACCCUAACUUUGUGACCAUGAUGGGUAUUCCUGGUAUGCCACCCUACGGGAUGCCACCUGCACCUCCACCACCUCCGCCUCAGAGUUAAAGGCUUUCUUUAGUGUCUGUGGCCAUGUGAAGGUGCAGUAAAGAGAUACACUCAUACAUCACAGAACUAUACCUGGUUCUGUUCAUUUAACAGCUUGAUGUGAUUAGUUGCUAAAGAUUUAUUUUUCUUUCGAUUGGCUUCAGUUCAGACUUGUUUCCCAUGCUUGGACACAAUAAAUCAAAUUAGCGAGAGUGUAAGUGAGACCAUGUGGUUCAUUUUGUAAAUUUGCUUCAAUUGUUCAUGAUUUUUAACUGUAGUAUUUGAUCUCUUUGUAGGAUGUUUGUUCAAAAGAAGUUGAUGUGCAGGGAAUGUUUGUUUGUUUGUUUUGUUUCUGCCAGCUUGCUUUUCUCCAUGUUUUCUUUUCAAAGUCUCCAGCGAGUGAAAAAUGACAUCUGCUAAAGUUUCAGCUAGCAACAUUCCGACAGGUGUAUAAACCACCAUUUACACUCUUAACCAACUGUGCAUUUGUUGCUGCAUAGUGUAAAAGGACAUUGAUGAUGUCUUCGAGAUGUUGUAGAUGAUUGGCUUUCUCCAUUUAGGUGGUCUGUAUUUUUUUUCUUUUUCUUCUUUUUUUUCUUCUUUUUUUGUGCUCAACUUGUUCCCACCCCUUUCAUAAUUGUUUUAUUUAAAAGAACUUUCAUUAAUUGCCUUCCACCAAAUGUAUUUCAAUAUUUUUGUAAUGAAGCAUUCAACUAAAUAAAAGUUGGCAUGGUGUUGA